Messenger RNA from Fomitiporia mediterranea MF3/22, 180 nucleotides. RefSeq lists its product as uncharacterized. NCBI's taxonomy places the organism in Eukaryota, Fungi, Basidiomycota, Agaricomycetes, Hymenochaetales, Hymenochaetaceae. The transcript has a single exon. The record is from RefSeq and is a predicted model, not a curated record. The annotation marks the transcript as partial. Gene Ontology annotation, molecular function: protein dimerization activity.
UAUCCAAUUCUUACUCAUAUAGCUCAGGAUUACCUUGCUAUACAAGGCUCCUCUGUACCUUGUGAGCAUGUGUUUUCAGGUGCAGGGCUUGUAGAUACAAAGCAGUGUAACCAACUUCUUCCAGAAACUUUUGAAGCAAUUGAAAUUCUUAAAACUCAUUAUUAUUCUCUUUGUAAAUAG